AUCUCGAACACCGAACUCCUCCGCUCUCAUCCACUUACCCCGGGCCCCGCCCCCUCGCGGCCGGGCGGCUGUCAAUCACCAAGAGGGAGCACGCGAUUGGCGGAAAGGGUAGAUAAAAGGACGGGCAAGAGGGAGAAAGAAAAAAGAAAACGAAAAAAGGACACGUGGUACAGAAGCCGCGGCGGCGCACAGAGAUUUCGAGCAUUGGACACAAUCUUUUCUUCUCAGAGUUUCCAGAAUCAUUCACUGAGUCAGAAAAUGCCUGUCCUCACUGAACUGUUUAGUCAUAUUGAUAAACACCAGGAUCAAUACAUAAAGAAGCUUGCAGAAUGGGUGGCAAUCCAGAGUGUUUCUGCAUGGCCAGAGAAAAGAGAAGAAAUUAAUCGAAUGAUGGAAGUUGCAGCUGCAAACAUAAGACAACUAGGUGGCACAACUGAGCUAAUAGACAUUGGGAAACAAAAGCUCCAUGAUGGCUCAGAAAUACCUCUUCCUCCUAUUUUACUUGGCAAACUGGGCUCAGAUCCCCAAAAGAAAACUGUGUGUGUCUAUGGACAUCUGGAUGUACAACCAGCAGCCCUGGAGGAUGGCUGGGACAGUGAGCCCUUCACAUUGGUAGAAAGAGAUGGAAAACUGUAUGGAAGAGGUGCAACUGAUGACAAGGGACCAGUACUUGGCUGGCUAAAUGCCCUGGAAGCUUUUCAACAGAUAAAUCAGGAUAUCCCUGUCAAUGUCAAAUUUUGUCUAGAAGGCAUGGAGGAAUCUGGUUCUGAAGGCUUGGAUGAUUUGAUUUUUUCCAAGAAAGAUACUUUCUUCAAAGAUGUGGAUUAUGUUUGUAUCUCUGACAACUACUGGUUGGGGAAAAAGAAGCCCUGUAUUACAUAUGGCCUCAGAGGAAUUUGCUACUUUUUUAUAGAGGUGGAAUGCUCUGACAAAGACCUUCAUUCUGGUGUGUAUGGUGGUUCGGUGCAUGAAGCCAUGUCAGAUCUCAUUACUCUGAUGGGCUGCUUGGUGGACAAAAAGGGACACAUUCUCAUCCCUGGUAUUAAUGAAGCAGUGGCUCCUGUUACUGAUGAGGAGCUCUUGUUAUAUGAAAAGAUUGACUUUGAUUUGGAAGACUAUGCAAAUGAUGUGGGAGCAAAGACACUUCUUCAUGACUCGAAGGAAAAAAUCUUAAUGCACCGAUGGAGAUACCCAUCCCUGUCUCUCCAUGGAAUUGAAGGAGCUUUUUCUGGAACAGGAGCUAAAACUGUGAUUCCUAGGAAAGUGAUUGGCAAGUUCUCAAUAAGAUUGGUGCCAGAUAUGGUACCUGAAGUUGUCGAAAAGCAGGUUGUAAGUUACUUGAAUGCAAAGUUUACUGAGCUGAAGAGCCCCAACAAGUUCAAGGCGUACAUGGGCCAUGGUGGAAAACCCUGGGUGUCUGACUUCAAUCAUCCUCAUUACCUGGCUGGGAGAAAAGCCCUGAAAAGAGUUUUUGGUGUUGAACCAGACUUGACCAGAGAAGGGGGCAGUAUUCCUGUGACCUUGACCUUCCAAGAGGCCACAGGUAAAAAUGUAAUGCUGCUGCCUGUUGGAUCAGCAGAUGAUGGUGCUCAUUCACAGAAUGAAAAGCUCAACAGGCAUAACUACAUAGAAGGGACCAAAAUGCUGGGUGCAUACCUAUAUGAAGUGUCUCAACUGAACUGAGCCAUACGCUUUAUUCCUCACUUUGGAGGCUGACAACUAACUGGCAAGUUGGUUAAUCUGGUCAUUGGGCCAUUUCUUAUCAGGAGGCCUCUUAUUUUUCUCUUUUCCUUUCAUAAAAACAAGCACCUACAAAAGCUUUGACUAUCUGCUGUUACUGUACCCACUAUACACUAUUAUAUAAAAAUGGUACCACAUGAAGACACAGCUCUGACAAGGGUCUCUGAAUUGACAUAUUCUAGUCUCAGUUGGACUGUUUCCGAAAUUGCUACAAAAUUACUUUAUUCCAUCUAAAACAGAAAUUCUUAACGUUUCUGUAUCAUGGACAUGUCGAACAGUCUGGUGAAGCAGAGUAAUGUUUUGUUUCCUGGAGUCAUAAUUGAAGAAAAUGCUAAAUUUCAGUUAGAGGUUAAUGAAAAAUAAGACAUGUUUUCCCAUACAAGGUCACAGACCCUUUGGAAUCUAUUCUUGAACCCCAGGUAAAGAAUCCUCGAUCUAAAAAAAUUAAGUCCUCAAAAAGAAAUGUUAUUAAUUGAUAGACUGUCUUCGAUAAUAGGACUUGAUGUUUUCAACAGGCUGGUUGUGGUACAUUUAUUCCUUAUCUCUGUCUUCCUUUUUUUAAGCUGAUUGACCUAAUAUGUUGUUUUAUAAGGGAAAUAUUGAAGAUUAUGAAAGAAAUUAAGGUGGUCACUUUAGCUUUUGUUAACAUCUGGUUCUCUUGCUGCAGAGCCAUUGUGUCAUUAAUUCUCUUCAAGAUUUUGGCAAUUGGAGUUUCCUGUCUUUAGACAAUAGACAAACUCCACCAAACUUAACCAGGAUAAUUCCUUUGUUUUUUCAUGUAUGUGCUGCUAAAUAAAAAUUUUAAAUGGAGCCUCA
Trichosurus vulpecula (common brushtail) is the source of this 2556-nucleotide messenger RNA. It is a transcript of the gene CNDP2, whose product is annotated as carnosine dipeptidase 2. The transcript is spliced from 12 exons. Gene Ontology annotation, cellular component: cytosol. NCBI's taxonomy places the organism in Eukaryota, Metazoa, Chordata, Mammalia, Diprotodontia, Phalangeridae. Gene Ontology annotation, molecular function: metallodipeptidase activity. Bases 259 to 1683 code for a protein of 474 amino acids. Gene Ontology annotation, biological process: proteolysis. The record is from RefSeq and is a predicted model, not a curated record.